This is a messenger RNA of Notechis scutatus (mainland tiger snake), 1828 nucleotides long. The record is from RefSeq and is a predicted model, not a curated record. Lineage: Eukaryota; Metazoa; Chordata; Lepidosauria; Squamata; Elapidae.
UGCCAGCUUAUUUAGAGCUUUUGGUGUGUUGUGCUUGGCUCAGGAAGGAACAACAUGUCUGGUCGUGGCAAACAAGGCGGCAAGGCGAGAGCCAAGGCCAAGUCUCGCUCUUCCCGUGCAGGGCUUCAGUUCCCGGUCGGUCGCGUCCACCGCUUGCUGCGUAAGGGGAACUACGCCGAGCGGGUGGGCGCCGGCGCUCCAGUCUACCUGGCGGCGGUGCUGGAAUAUCUCACGGCGGAAAUCCUGGAGUUGGCCGGCAACGCUGCUCGGGAUAACAAGAAGACCCGCAUUAUCCCCCGUCACCUGCAGCUGGCCAUUCGCAACGACGAAGAGCUCAACAAACUCCUGGGCAAAGUGACCAUCGCUCAAGGGGGCGUGUUACCCAAUAUCCAAGCGGUCCUCUUGCCCAAGAAGACGGAAAGCCACAAAGCGAAAGGAAAAUAGGAGUUGCUCUGAAGAAAAGGAACACUGAAUUUCAAACCCAAAGGCUCUUUUCAGAGCCACCUACAAUUUCAAGUAAGGAGCUGAGUCUCACGUAUCGAACGAGGUGUUCCCUUUCAGAUCCAAAGUAUGUCCUCGGAGCUGGCACUUCCUUAGCCCAGGGCUUGCGUAUGGUCGCGGAUCGUGCUUUAGCAAGCAGAUUUAGAAAAGCCCACCUGUUAACAGAAGGCUUCAGCUCUGUUACAUUCCAAACACCCAGCGCUUAACUAUUAGAAGCAUGAGGAUAGGGGGGUAAUCUCAACAAAUCGCAGGCGGGAUUAUUCAAACUCGGCCGCUUUCCUUCGGGGAGAACCUCUUUUAAUCUAAAAUUCUGAUCCAUAACUUGCCAAAGGGCAUUUAACCGUAGAAUCCCUUCAGUAUUAAUUUUUAAAAACAAGUUGGUGAUCAGAAAGGUGUGUAUAAAAUCUUUCAAACCUAAAAGAGUGAUCUCAAUGGCUUCAUAAUAGUAAUUUUACACUUGGAAAAAGCAAACCUGGGGUGCCCCAAUUCUAGGAGAGCCCCGAUCGACCCGUGUGGAACUUUCAUGGGCACGUCCAUGCAGAUUUGGGGAACAACGUGGAAGUACUUGCUUUCUUUCCAGUCUCUACUUUUGGCCUUUUCUAGUAGCCGAUCUUGGUUGAUUUUAGAGAUCAGGUAAAGUAUAGUAUGCCAGUGGAUCAUAAUGAAAAACUAUAUAACAAGAUCGUGACUAAUUAACUAACAAAUUAUUCUACGUAACAAGUGCUUAAAAUGAGUGAAAAAUGAAACGAAAAAUAUAAUGGAAUACACUUGGAAUAAACUCUUGCAAUACAAGUUUAUAUGCUCUCCCAUUGUUUAGGCAACAUAGAAAUGCACAUUGGUCUUAAUGGUGACAUACGUUUAUUAAAUAUCUUUGUAAUAAACUCAAUACACAAAAAAAUAGAAUUUGUAGUACUCUUCCCUUCUCGUUUUUCCCUACAACUACCCUGCGAGGUAGGCUGGACUGAGCCAAAUCACUCAUAAAUUUCUAUGGCUGAGGGAUUAGUUCCGGGGUCUCAUUGGUGCCACACGCUGGUUAUUAUCCACAACUGCUAAACAUUUUCACCAAUUCAAAAUUAGAGCAACACUUUUGCAAAUUAUAUUCAUCCGCGCUAAGUAGAUGAAUGUACAAAAAAUACCUUGGAGCUUUUUAAAUCUGGGUUGCAAAAAUAUGGAUAACUGGCUUACAGAGAGACCUAAAAAAACAAAACCCUCCAACUCCUUGUUGCCAUCUAUAGGCGGUCCGGAUUUUUGCAGCUCAGAAAGGGGCCCUUGAUCUGUAAGAUUAUUUGUGAAGACACUAUUACCCAGAGCUUAAAAGAAUUUGACU